AUGUGUGUGGGAGAUUUUAAUGGGAUCAUGUGGUCUUUGGAAAAAAUGGGUGGUAGUUUAAGGGCAAAUGGGGCUAUACGUAGGUUCCGGGAAGCAGUUGAGGAGUAUGGGUUGAUGAAUUUAGGAUAUGAGGGGAAUAGCUUUACAUGGACAAAUGGACAGCAUGGAAGUGGCAAUAUAAUGGAGAGGUUGGACAGGGUUCUGGCAAAUGAUAGUUGGUGUGUACUCUUUCCUUGUUUUCGAGUGCAUCAUUUAGUUCGCAUCAGAUCGGAUCAUUCCCCGUUAUCGAUGUCUUUGGUUGCUAACUGGUGCACCAAUGGUACAUAUAACAGGAAGAGAAGGAAAAGAUUGUUUAGGUUUGAAAGGAUGUGGCUUCACCAUGAGGCUUGUCAAGAGAUUAUUAGAGAGGGCUGGAUGGGUGGUACUUUUGAUGAAAGAGUAAAAACAUGCGGACGUAAGUUGAUGCGAUGGGAUAAGGAGGUCUUUGGCAAUGUGAGAAGGAAUUUAGGUGACGUUAGAAGGAAGUUGGAGAUUGCUCAAGGCGGAUCACAAUUUGAGUUAAAUAUGUCUGAAUGUAGGAGGCUUGAGGGAGAGUUAAAUCAGUUACUAAUGCUAGAAGAAUCACUGUGGCUUCAAAGAUCGAGAAUUCAGUGGUUGCAGGAGGGUGAUAGGAAUACUACAUUUUUCCAUCGACAAGCAACCCAGCGCCAUAAACGAAAUACAGUGGAGGGGAUCCGAGAUGAUUAUGGUAACUGGUGGAGGGAUGAGAAGGAAAUAGCUCGGGUGAUGACUGAUUAUUUCAAGAAUAUUUUCAAGUCGGAAACUCCUAGAAAUAUGCACAAAGUUAUAAAUUUAAUAGAGUCUAGGGUCACAACAGAAAUGAUUGAGCAAUUGACUCAACCUUACACACCAGAUGAGACAUACAGAGCCUUGAGACAGAUGCAUCCAACAAAAGCUCCUGGACCUGAUCAGGGGUUAUCAUCGUUGAUUACAGAAGCUGAGCGUAAUGGCGAAAUACAUGGUUAUAAGGUUGCUAGGAAUGCUCCAUCUGUCUCCCAUUUAUUCUUUGCAGAUGAUAGUAUUAUUUUUACGAGGGCGAAUGUUCAGGAAGCGGAGAAGAUAGCAUGGAUUCUCCAUAUCUAUGAAGAGGCACCGGGUCAGAAGAUCAAUUUGGAUAAAUCAGAGACGACAACCAGUAGUAAUGUCUCAGAAGAUCGGAAGCAGGACGUCAUUGAAAAGUUGGGCGUAAAACAAGUGGACAAGCAUGGUAAAUAUUUAGGCUUACCAACCAUAAUUGGUAAGUCUAAAAAGGAAGUAUUCAAAUUGGUUCAAGAUAGGAUUCUACACAAUUUAAUAGGGUGGAAAGAGAAGGCUUUAUCUAAGGCAGGGAAGGAGAUUUUACUAAAAACAGUUGUUCAAGCUAUUCCCACUUACAUAAUGAGUUGCUUCUUAUUUCCAACUGGAGUGUGCAAGGAAAUUGAGAGGGCAAUUAUCACGAUUUUGGUGGGGUUAUAAGGAAGGAGAGAGGAAAAUUCAUUGGAUAAAUUGGGAAUGUAUGACUACAUCAGAAGCCUCGGGAGGCCUUGGUUUUCGUGAUAUAUACUCGUUUAACCUAGCAAUGAUUGCCAAGCAAGCGUGGCGUGUUACUACUGAUACGUCUUCCUUGGUUGCCCAAAUCUUGAAGGCGAAGUAUUACCCCCGUUGCAAUUUCGGGUCAGCAAAUAUUGGAUAUCAACCUAGCUACCUGGGGCAUAGCUUGUUAGCAUCAGGGCCUUUGUUAAUGGAGGGAACAGCGUGGAGGGUGGGUAAUGGAAGGGAUAUCAAGGUUUGGCAUGAUAGAAGGAUGGGUGGGGACAAUGUAACGAAGCUGAAUUAUAGGGAGAAUUCAUUGCCUAUUGAUGCCACGGUCAAUAUGUUAAUAGAUGAUAAUCAAAUUAAGUGGAACGAGUCUUUGGUAAGAUAAAGCUUUCGACAGGAGGAAAUAGAUGCCAUUCUGUCCAUGCCUCUUAAGUAAUCGGCUUCCAAGGGAUAUACAGUUUUGGAGAUACACCCAAAUCGGGAAAACUUACAGUACGUUCAGCAUAUCAUUGGCUCAUGACACUUUAAUGGUUAUUGAUUCAACAAGACCAUCAACAAGUCGUGCUGAUCCAAUGUGGAAUUGAAUUUGACGAUUGCAAGUACCACCAAAGGUAAGGCACUUCAUUCGGAGAGCUACAUCAGAUGCUUUACCCACAAAAAUGAAUAUGGUACGUCGGGGUUGUCAAAUGGAUGCUAUUUGUUUGAUGUGUGGUAAUGCUGAGGAAACUUGGAACCAUUUAUGUCUCAUCUGUCCUAUUGCUGACUCUGUGGUAUUUGAGUCCACUUCGACUAGAUAUUUCCAUCAUGUCCGCUGGCUCUUUUAAGGAUCUCUUAUGGCACAUAACGGUACAUUUUCCUUAUGAAUAUGUUAAACUUUUCUGCAUGAUUACAUGGGCUUUAUGGUCUGCACGAAAUAAAUUCUGUUUUGAUGCUAAAGCAAGUUCAGUAGUGGAGAUUAUUGCAAGGGCACAGAAUUUAUUGCAAGAAUUUCAGUCCAACCAGGUUCCUUGUUCUAAUUCUUCGGUGAGGCAUGAUCCCAUUCAAACAUGGCAAUUACCACGGAAUGGGAUGGGAAAAAUGAACACUGAUGCUGCGGUUUUUGAUGAUGGAACUUUUGGAUUAGGUUUUGUAGUUCGGGAUGGGGAUGGUGAGGUUUUUCAAUGGCUGGAGGAAAGCGCAUGGUGGCAAAAGCUUGUAGUACGAUGGCUGAAACAUUGGCAAUGAGGUGGGCUUUGACAAUAGUAGGGGCAAGUAGAAUUCAGGACAUUGAAGCUGAGAGUGACAGUAAGGUCUUAGUUGAUGGAUCAAAUGGAAAGUGUUGCCCGAACAUUCAUGAAGAAUUGAUACUGCAGGAUAUUCAACUGUUGGCUGAUAAUAUUGGGGUUCAAUCCUUUCAAUUUGUAAACAGGAAUGCAAACAGGGUGGCCCAUCAAAUGGCACACCAUAUUUCUACUGUAAACUCUGAAUGCAUAUGGAUUGAAGAAGUUUCAACGGA
Molecule: messenger RNA, 3073 nt
Organism: Ricinus communis (castor bean)
Lineage: Eukaryota; Viridiplantae; Streptophyta; Magnoliopsida; Malpighiales; Euphorbiaceae
Exons: 2
Coding region: 1-1515 (504 amino acids)
Source: RefSeq, a predicted model, not a curated record